AUGCAUUUAUGUAUUUUGUGGACUUUGGGCUUCAUUGCAACAGCAUUUGCAGCAGCAUCAGGCAUCUCAUCCUCUCACAUUAGAGAUAACAGUGAGCUAGCCUUUGAACACAAAAACAACAGUGGCGUCUUGGCAAGACACGAAGAAGUCCACGACGAUCAUGUUAAGGAUGAAAAAGGCGACAAUGAACACUACAAGCACAAUAGUGAGAAAGGCCAUGACAAGGACUACAACUUUGACCACGACAAAUUCGACAUUUACGCUGGACCUGAAGGCGACGAUUUAGGUGGCGAACUCAAGACAUUCUACUUCAACAUUACGGAAGUUCGUACAUCUCUCACUGAAGGCCAACCACGCUUCCAUUACGCUCUCAAUGAUCAGCCUUACGGUGAAGCAAUCAUCUUCAACGAGGGUGACGAGGUUCAGUUCAUCUUCGACAACUACGCGUUCGAGGAGACGACCAUUCACUUGCACGGACUUUUACAACAACUCACACCAUGGUCUGAUGGUGUUCCGGGUGUAAACCAAGGAGCAAUCCCUCAAAACAAACGUUUCAUAUACCGAACCCGUGUUCUUGAGCAGCAUGGGUUAUACUGGGGCCAUUCGCAUCUUCGAGAGCUAUACGCUGACGGUCAGACUUUCCCAUUCUACGUCAGACCAGCUCCUAACCGUCCUAAGCCAUUUGGACUUCUCACCGACGACCCAGAUGAGAUCGCGACGCUGGAGGCAAUGAACGACAACCCAACCAUCAUUAGCUUGAGCGACUACUCGGUGAUGCCUACCGAGGAGAAGAAGGUAGCCACGUUCGAUUGGGCAUUUGGAUUCCUCUGCUUCGACGCCAUUACCAUCAACAAUGUCGGUCGUCAGAACUGCCCUGGCAGUGAGUACCUUCAGACUCUCACGGGAUCAGACACCACCACCGACAAGGGCUGUCUUAAUCCAAACGUCAUUACCAACACCACUGGCCUCUUUGACGACGACAUCUGGUACAACUGCAACGAAACCAACACUGAACCACCUGUGUUCGAGUUCAACUAUGAAGAUGGCUGGGGUGUUAUCCACUUCCUCAAUCACGCCGAGCACUGGGAUCUGAUCGUAUCUGUUGAUGAGCAUGAAGUAUUUACUUUCGCAGCAGAUGGCAACUUCCACGAGCCAAUAGUCAACGAUGCUUUCAUAAUAGGUGUUUCAAACCGUCUCGGUAUCGCGUUCAGGCUCGACAAGCCUGGUGAAUAUGUCAUGAGAGUUGCAGCAUACCAAGACCCACAGGUUAUCUCCGGAUAUGCGAUUGUUAAAUACGGACUGGAUAAGGCAGCAUCAAUAGAAUACACGCAAGAGACUGGUUUCCCAGCACUUCCUAAAUCUCAGCCUUUCAUCGAUUACGCGGGUAUCGCAGUUUCGAACGAGACCCGUAUUAUGGACAAUCUAGCUCUUCGCUCUUGGCCAAACUCCCUCGUACCAAAAGCAGGCGAGGCAGCUGACGUACUUCUUAGACUCGACUUCAACGCCUCGGGUACCUUGUUUUGGGAAGUCGCGGGUGAACUGUACAAUCCACUGCUAGAAAUGUCUCAGCCACCGGUGCUGAUGAAUCCAGAUUACUACCUGGACUUGAACUUCUCCAUUGCCGAAUAUCCUGCUGGGUCUGUGGUCGACAUUGUACAUCAAACUGCUCCUGGAAACCCAAGACAUCCAAUCCACAAGCACUUCGAGCCUGUGUAUGUUUUGGGUGCCGGUAUUGGUCCAUUCAACUUCUCGUCCGUACCGGAAGCUGAAGCAGCUGGAUUACCGAUCACAUGGGACUCGCCACCGCUUCGAGACGGAUGGUUGACAAUAGCAGCUCCUCCAGAUGACUUCUCCUGGAUGGUUGUUCGUUACGAGGGCGCCAUUGCAGCUGCAGUCCUCCUCCACUGUCACAUCCUGGAGCACCAGAACAACGGAAUGGCUUACGCGUUAGCUCAAGGACCAGAAUCCUUCCCAGAAGCGCCAGACUACUACAAGCUGAGAGCUAACGGUAAAGCGCCCUAUACCCCGAUUGAGUUCAGUGACGCGGACAUCACAAUCCCUGUACUCCUCAACGACUUCGCUUAG
Wallemia ichthyophaga EXF-994 is the source of this 2085-nucleotide messenger RNA. Its product is annotated as Laccase-1. The coding region runs from base 1 to 2085 and encodes 694 amino acids. The record is from RefSeq and is a predicted model, not a curated record. The transcript is spliced from 3 exons. NCBI's taxonomy places the organism in Eukaryota, Fungi, Basidiomycota, Wallemiomycetes, Wallemiales, Wallemiaceae. Gene Ontology annotation, molecular function: copper ion binding; oxidoreductase activity.